UUUAACUAGUUAAAACGAAAUUUUGAGUUUUUCGAUCAAUGAUCAAUUACAAUAUUCACCUUGAUAUUUUAUAGUUUUUCACUCUUUCAAAGGACAUCUUAUAAGUUUAAAAUAUGAAUGAAGAAAUAAAACCGCCGAGCGGAGACACUAAAAGUAGCGAUUCUGAAUCAACCAAAUUCUUCGGAUCAACAAUUCUAUUUGUCCUGCUCAUAGCAAGCUACAUAUUAUGGUUUUCACUAGGUUUGGCAAAACUCGUUAUUGGUGCUGUGUAUGUUAACGACUGUGAUGAAGUAGAAAUGAUUCCAAUAUGGCUAAUUAUUGACGGUUUUGUUUAUAUACCAUUCGCUAUAGGACUUAUCCCGUUUUAUAAAGGUAGCAGUGAUUCAACAAAACAUUAUGCCAAGAUUCUCCUUAUUGUCGGAAUAGUUGUUUCUAUCGGCUGGAAUAUAACUGGUGCUGCAUUUAUUUACCCAAACAACAACAAUGAUGUGGACUGCAGUAAGGUGGCAAGGUCAUUUGCAUUUGCUAUGUUGACAACAAACUGGGGAACCAUCGGUAUAUGGGGUCAGCUUGUUUUUCGAGCCCUAGCAGAUGGGAAAAGCUGCUGUUAGGAAAAUACACUCCUGCCGAUUUUGGAUGACUUUACAGAUGCACCGCAAUGACGAUUACUGACAACUUUCAAUUUUUAAUGAUCACAAUCGAAUAUUCAAUGUAAUAAGAUAGAAACAAAUCUUUGAAUAAUUGUUUCAGGAUUGAAUUACAAAUGCCGUGUAUCAUUUUUAAGUAACACUAGAAGUACAUUAAACCGUACACGACUUGCAUGGGUAGUUCAAAUGGGAUGUACUUUAUCAGCUUCAAACCUCAAUCAGUAGUAAAUUGCUUUUAAUUUGUCAUAGAAGUUGCAAACAAUGUAGGUUUUUUCUCCCAUUCCUAUCAUUUGGAGUAUCUCGCUGAUUAUCCAAUGUCCUUUCGACAGGGGUUUAAAUUUUGCUUAAUAAUCAUAAUAAAAGCCUGUGACAUAAUAUAUAAGCCAUUAGUUCCCUUUCCGCCAAUCUUCUGAUCAUUAUAUAAUAGCCGAGGUGUUCCGAUUGCCAAGAUUAUAGUGUUGUGUGAGGUCAAUUUAAAAGCUUUUACAGAUCAACCAUACUGCAGUAUACCUCACAAUCUGAGUAAAUUUCAGAUCUACUUUAACAGCGCAGAACUUUAAGAGCUGGUCUGCCUGUUAUUUUUAUUUUGUUUUUAUUCAUUAUUUUGCCAUUUUUAACCAUAUUGACUAUAUAAAGUUACUACAAAAAGUGCUGUUUUCCUUUUUCACUUGGAACGCCUUGCCCCUUAAAAAGGAUUGAACGCAUUUGAAUAUUUUGUCGUAGUUGAUCUUCAGUUCUAAUUUGUUUUCCACAAGUAAUGGCCCGUG
Molecule: messenger RNA, 1414 nt
Organism: Ruditapes philippinarum (Manila clam)
Lineage: Eukaryota; Metazoa; Mollusca; Bivalvia; Venerida; Veneridae
Exons: 4
Coding region: 114-611 (165 amino acids)
Source: RefSeq, a predicted model, not a curated record